Molecule: messenger RNA, 774 nt
Organism: Cinclus cinclus
Lineage: Eukaryota; Metazoa; Chordata; Aves; Passeriformes; Cinclidae
Gene: TRH
Product: thyrotropin releasing hormone
Exons: 2
Coding region: 1-774 (257 amino acids)
Biological process (GO): hormone-mediated signaling pathway
Cellular component (GO): extracellular region
Molecular function (GO): thyrotropin-releasing hormone activity
Source: RefSeq, a predicted model, not a curated record
AUGCCAUCUAUCCAGCUGCCACUGGUACUCCUCUGUUUGACCUUGUGUGGUGUUUGCUUCAACGGGGGACAUCUCCUUCCAGAGGAGAGUGAGAACAUGGGAAAAAGUCCCCUGGAUGACAUCCUUCAGAGAUCUGAAAGCCUCAUUCUUCAGUCUAUCCUCAAGAAAGCUGAAAAGGAAGAAGAGAUUACUAAAGAAUCAAAUGCCCCUCUGCUACAAUGGCUUGCCAAAAGACAACACCCUGGGAAAAAGUACCUAAAUAAUCUGGAGAAGAGACAACAUCCUGGAAAAAGAGAUGUUGAGGAAGAGACAUCUUAUGGAGACAUUCAGAAGAGGCAGCAUCCAGGAAAGAGAGAAAUAGAAUAUGACCUUGAUGUUUAUCUGGAGCUGAAAAGGCAGCAUCCUCCUGGCAGAAAGUCACUGAUGCAUCAGUUUGCUAACAGCCCUAGGGCACAGCUCACCUACCUGAACAAGUUAUCCAAAAGAGAACAUCCAGGCAGAAGAUAUCCAAUGUACAAGUACCAGCGUCCUAGCAAAAUAGGCUGGAAUUAUGAGGUAGACCUAUAUGGUGAGAAACUCCAGCAUCCUGAAAAAAGGCACUGGAAUUCUGACAGCUCAGAUGACACAGGCCCCUGCAACUUUCAGGAGUCAUUCACCUGUCACAAAGGCAGCUUGUUGCUUGAUUUAGUAGAAGACGUUAGCAGAGACAGGGUAGAAGAAAAGCGUCAGCACCCCGGGAAGAGAUCAGCAUGGGAGAGUGAAACAGAGGAAUGA